This is a messenger RNA of Galleria mellonella (greater wax moth), 3211 nucleotides long. Its product is annotated as odorant receptor 67c. The transcript has 12 exons. NCBI's taxonomy places the organism in Eukaryota, Metazoa, Arthropoda, Insecta, Lepidoptera, Pyralidae. The record is from RefSeq and is a predicted model, not a curated record. Gene Ontology annotation, molecular function: odorant binding; olfactory receptor activity. Gene Ontology annotation, biological process: sensory perception of smell; detection of chemical stimulus involved in sensory perception of smell. The coding region runs from base 1586 to 2956 and encodes 456 amino acids. Gene Ontology annotation, cellular component: plasma membrane.
UGAGAAAUCCCAACAUAUUAUAAACUAGUAAAUUCCAGUAGGAACCAUAAUAUCAUAGUAUGUCAGCGAGUCAGUCCAAGCUGGGCAUUUAUCGAUGUAGGAUGUUCGCUAGGAGUCCACGCCAGACAAGGGUCCGUGUAAAACGCUAGCCGUUAGUCAAUGUUAAGUAGAUAUCCAUAGGAUGCGGGCUUAAAGUUAAGUCGCCAUGCGAGUGUUCAUUACCGUCUGGCGAUCUUGGAGGUCGGUCGAGGUACAUGGAGCCGAGCGCUGGACGUGAAAGUCGGGCACGUUUACUGCACCUCUGUCUGAACGAGGCUCAGGCGAAUGCUGCUAGUGGCAGCAGUGUCCGGGACUUGACCUAGCUGGAGACGACUCAGUUCCGGCGAACAGCGAAGACCCUUUGUGUUUGGGAUCACGUGUGACUACUUAUAAACCCUUCUACUUGGCUCCUGGUAUAGGUACCCGUAGUUGACUGUUCAUCACGACCAGUAUUGUACUUGGGGAGAUCUAGCGCUUUGGAUGUCAUUAUCCCCCGGUACUCAUUUAAUACUAGCUGAGAAUUUUUACAGGUUCAGAGGAUAGGGGACGGAGAUGUUUCUUAUCUUCGAUUAAAAUAUAGUAUACAAUGGCGACGCCCUAAUGAAAAAUAAUAUUAAGUCAGUUAUCCCUUCGUGGCAAAUUUACUAUGGAUUACCACGACGGUUUACAUGGGGGAACCGCGUGGAAAUCCAUCUGACAGCAUGUUGCUGGUAAUGAAGAAUUAACCUUUUCAUUACUGAUAGUUACUGGAGGAAGGGAGCUAGGCGUUCGUGAUUCAUUUGUAAAGAGGAUCAAAAGCCACGUAUAAAAAAGGGUCGCAUCAAAUUUGAUAUUGGUUUUAACUGAACAGCAGGACAAGUUGCUCAAUGCUGUUUUUAGGGCAUCAUCAAAAAUUUUCCUCAACUACACCAGUUAGUUAGUUAAGCCGUGUGGUCCUUUAGAAAAGGCCACUCUUUCCUUUCCCGUAGAUGUCGUAAGAGGCAACUAAGAGAGGGUGAGGGAUGGGCAGCAGCUUCCCUAUUAAAACAUGUCCAAAGCCUAACUUCGGUUGCUAAAUCUGCCUGCCAAGCGAGGCAACUACUAGCAAACCCCCCAAAUGAAAAGGCUUAUGUUCAGCAGCGUACAGUUAAAGGCUGAUAUGAUAUGAUGAUCUUAGUUUUUUUUUUUUAAUUCAUAAGUUUUUUUUAAUUCAUAAUUUAUGUAACUUUUUGUUGUUGUCAAUAAAUGUUUUCUUUCUUUCUUUUCUUUCUAUAUGAUGACACCAGUAAGGCUAAAACCUUUAGACUAAAACUCUAUUUAAAUAAAAUUCUAGAACCCUAAAAAGCGUAAUAAGGGAAUAUCUGCACAUGUUCAUUGAUUAUACACCUCUCAUAUAUUAUCUGUGAUUAAUUAUAUAUCACGUUGACCUGCUUAGUAUUUAAAAGAAAAGCUAAUAAUGUACCACAAUAUAUAAUUACACACUACACUAUGAUUUUCGAACUAAUCUUUAAAUAUAAGACCAAGCGUGUGUUGCUACUCAUAUUUUUAAUUUCACCGACGUACAAUAAUGGCGUCUUUUAAAAAAAAAUUGUUAAAGAAAAAUGAAAGUGUAGGAACAGAAACUACUGAAGAACGAAUAUACAGUUUGAAUGAUUAUGAUGAAACAUUUGUGAAAAUAAAGAAGGUAUUGUGGAUUUUGGGACUACGGCUAACACGCAACGACUCCGAUAGAGUCAAAUUUUGGUUUCAAGUGUUUUACUGGUUCGAAUUUGCAAAUCUUCUAGGAGCUGUUAUAUUAGAAAUCAUAGAACUAAUCAGAACUGUUACGGGAGGGUCUUUUGAAGAUAUCAUUGCGAGUCUCGGGAUGAUACCGUGUAUGGGUUAUCUAAUUUCAGCGAUACUGAAGUCUUACAAGAUAUGUUAUUACGAGUCAAUGUAUGAGAAUUUGAUUAAUGAAUUACGCAAUAUGUGGCCCCAGGGUAAAGUAACAGAAGAUGAACAUGUUAUAAUUAGCAAGGCACUAAAACAGCUGAAUUUUGUUACUACAGAAAUUUCAGGAUUUUACUGGUGCAACUACGCUUUGAUCAUCGGUUGCAUGCUGCCAUGUUACACUGCCAUAAUACAAAUUGCUUUUGGUCAAGAUGUGCCCAAAAUACUAGCAUACUUGUACUGGCUCCCUUUCGACCCACUGCAACCUUAUGUAUUUGAAGUGCUGAUAAUAAUUCAAUCGUGGCAUACAAUACUGUCAAUCAUGGGCAUUGUAAGCGGUGAUUUAUUGUUCUUCAUUUUUGUAAGUCACAUCACUACACAAUUUGAUUUGAUGUCGCUUAGAAUUGAAAAACUUAUCUUUGUUCCAACAGAUCAACAGCUAAUAAACAUUUAUCCACUUGCAAUCCAUAAUAAACACAAAAGAAAUGAUCAAGUUGCAUCAACUGAAAUGCAAAACGAAGAAAUACGAGAAGAUGUCCAUCAAAAAGAGUUAUUGGACAUAAUUCUGCGACACCGUACUUUAAUUCGAUUGUGUGCAGAUGUGGAGAGUCUAUUUAGUUUCUCACUGCUCAUCAAUUUUAUCAAUAGCUCUGUAAUAAUAUGCUUCCUUAGUUUCGUCAUAGUCGUCGUUGAAAAAUGGUAUGAAUUUAUGUACAAAACGGCUAUGGUGACUAUACUUUCACAGACGUGGCUUAUAUGUUGGUUUGGACAAAAGUUGCUUGAUUCUAGUAAAAGACUAUCCCAAGCACUGUACAACUGCGGAUGGUAUACAUCGUCUCAGAAAAUCAAGAAGAACAUACAAAUCAUGCUAUUCAGAACUGGGAAAGCGGUGGGUGUAACUACAUAUGGCUUCACAAUUAUCUGUCUGGCGAGCUACACAACGAUAAUCAAAACCUCCUGGUCAUACUUCACGCUGAUAUACAACAGCUACAAAAUGAAUCAAAAGUAAAAUUAUUAAUCAAGAACCAAUUAAUAAGAACUCGAACUUUUAAUUCAUCAUUAAAUAAGCAGGAAAAAGUCAAUAAAUAGUCCGUGCACCUAUCUAGUCCGCAAAUAUUAUUCCUUAUCUAUUCUAAUAAAUAGUAGAUAAAUCAAGUACUAUUUUUAACCUAUACAGUAUAUGUGAUUAGAUUCAAAUAAUAGUUAUAUGUAAUUAUCUACCUUCAUGCUUCAAGUUCUUGAAAUAAUAAAUAAAUAAAAAAAG